Molecule: messenger RNA, 10498 nt
Organism: Anolis carolinensis (green anole)
Lineage: Eukaryota; Metazoa; Chordata; Lepidosauria; Squamata; Anolidae
Gene: cplane1
Product: ciliogenesis and planar polarity effector complex subunit 1
Exons: 54
Coding region: 199-9861 (3220 amino acids)
Biological process (GO): cilium assembly
Cellular component (GO): ciliary transition zone
Source: RefSeq, a predicted model, not a curated record
AGCCACAGUACGCAUGCGCACCAAAGCCAACGCCGUCGCCUGGGAGUUGUGGAGGCCUCUCAGAAGCUGAGAGGAUCCAAAGGUUGGCAAAAGGGCGCUGCUUUCCAUCUCCUCCUCCGGGGAAUGACAUGUUGGUGAACUUUUUCAAAGAUUAUUCCUUUUUAAAACAUUUUAUGGCUACUGUGCCUGGUAAUAAUCAUGGAAAUCAAAUUAGAAGUUUUAGCCUGUACAUGCAUCAAGCAAAAAAAGCCAUGGCCACGGAUCACUUGGCUGGGACAGGAAAAGGAAGCAGUGUAUCUUUUAGAUGAAAAAGAUAUAAAUGAAAUUAACCUGGUUUCGGGAAAAACGAAGAAGAAGAUCCCCCAGUUAUCUCCUUUACUGAAGAAUGUUUGUGUCUUGACUACAUCAAGUAACAGAAUUUGGUUAGCAGGGAUACUUAAAACAGGAGAGCUCUUUCUGUGGCACAAAGACCAAGGCACUCUCAAAACAGUCCCAGCAGCAGAAGAAACUACAAAAUUGGUUGAAGUACCACAAGAAAGUUCUAUAGGAUUGUACCUCUAUGUUUCUGAUGAUGGAAAUAAGGUGCUUCUCACUACUCCAACUGCCUGUGUAUUUCUGUGGGAAAACAUGGAAUGUAAAAGUGCACCAUCUUCAAAUCCUAUCAUGAGGCAGUGGUCACAAAUUAAUCCCAAUGCAUCACUUACGUUACCGUCAAUUGAAGAAAAAGAAACUACAGUAAAUGCUGAUUUUAUACAAAAUGAGAUGCUGGGGGAUACCUGCUGUUGUUCUUUUGCAUUUUACUCUGAGGAAAAUUUGAUGUUUACUUUUUUGGAAAUUAAGUGGCAAGAGAACAGUUUCAAGAGUUCAAACUCUUUUCCAUGUCAGAUACACUGGGCACAACAAACAUGCUCCCUAUCUAGUCUUACACCACCUUGUGAAUCAAUUAAAUCAAGAGGUGCCUUACUUACUGCUUUGUCUCGGGAUGGACUGGUAUUAGCAGUGGCUGUUAAUCAAAAGGAUCCACAGUCGUCUCAGAUUUUGUUUAUAAGCACCAUGAAUUUUCUUACUGCUUCUGGUAGCCUCAAAGGCUGUGGGAGUAAGAAUCGCAAAGUUUCACCCAGGUUUAUAAGGUCUUACUGGAUUGCUGACAUGAGUUGGACUCCAGAUAGUCUUUUUUUGGCUUGCAUGUUGAAACGUGGGUCACUGAUCUUAAUGACUUCCUUGGGUGAAUUGCUGACUUUAGUUACAUAUGGUUGCUCUAUAGAAUUUGGACCAGCAGAAUUUAUUCCUCUUCACCCUCUAAUAACCUACAGAUCACAGGACUCUCUACUUCGAGAUUCAAAUCACUCCCAUGAUUCAUCAGCAUCUGAAAGAGAUCUCAUGAGACAGAGAUUUUCUAUAACAUCACACCCAUGCUUACCCUACCUCGUUGCUUCUGAUGGAUACAUAAUCACAGUUCUAAAGUUUUCGGAUAGUUUUUCACCUUCAACAUAUAUGAGAUCUUUGCUACUUGAUUCUGCUCAGAGACUUGAAAAACUACACUCUUUGAUUUCAUCUAAGGGGAAAAGACUGUCAGUGCAGUCACUAACUUCCUUAAGAGCUAAUUUGUUACACCAUCAUCAAAAUCAAAUUUCUGCCUUCUCUGCUAUUCCAAAAUUUCUUCAAGAGGAGGAGGGAGCAACAGAAGUUCUUGGAGAAGCAACAUGCUCACAGGAAUACAAUGACGAAUUUGAAGAUGACAACCUGUUCCAUAGUUACACUUUCAUUCAGCGAAGCCAAAAAGCAGAUACCUAUGCAUGUGAUGAAGGCAGAUUGGAAUUUGCAGCAAUGUUUGACACUAUUCAUGCAAUGGAUGAGUGUGACGGAGAAAAAGAUGCUCAAUUUUUGGAACUAAACUAUAUUCAAAAAAAUCUAAUUGCAGCCUGGAGAGUGGGCAUUUCAAGAAAUACACAAGAAAGAGACAUGCUGUUAAGUUGUACUAUACGUUGCAUCACUCACUUCUUUAAUGCUCUUCAGCAUGCAAAACUUUGCUUUGAACAUUUAGAUAACCCUGUCAAGAAUCAUCCAUGGAUACAGUGUGUUUUAAAAUGUUUCCAGCAAUAUUUGACUGUCCUGACUUGGGAUAGUAAGCACAGACAAACUCUUGGACAUUUGAUGAAGCUCACAGCACAGACCCUAAAAUUGAUGCUUACAGGACAACAAGAUCAGAUGUUCUUUGGUAACCUUUUGGGAGGCUUCUCUUUACUGAAGAUGGUCUCUCAUUUUUUAAAUGGCAAAAACAAACCACAAUACGCAAUACUUCCCACAGUUCUGGAUAUGAAUAAUAUGGUGGAAUUAGAUUCCAUAGUGGAGUCUCUCUUUCAAAUUAUGGAUUUGAACAAUAAUCAGAAUUUUUGUGCUUUGGAUUUUAUACUAAACCUGCCGGUUGCAAGCUUGACUAAUAAUCAAGAAAAGAGAUUGAUUAUAAUGUGGCGUCUACUAUACAAGCAUGUUCUUUUGUACUGGACACAGUUUAACAGAAAAGAACAAACUGAAAUGCAAAUGGUUUAUGAAAGACCAGUGAUUGAAGCCCUUGCAACUCAUAUACAGGCAAUCUUACAAUCUUCAGGAGAGAGACUGGAACAUAAACUCAACCUUAGUUCUGUGACUGGUGAGGAACAGUUUCUAACAGGAUCUUAUGAAGACUCAGUGGAAGCAUGGAAGAAAGCCAUUCAAGAAACAAAAGUAAAAGGAGGAAAGAAAAUGCCCUUUCUGCAGACUCGGUAUUAUCUUGCUAUAUUAUAUUGCCAUCUGUAUCACUAUAGAUUAAGUGAAGCGCAGGGUCUAUGUGAUCAUUUAGUGAAUGAGCUUCUGAAACGAAGUCAAAUUUCUGCAACAGAGAGGAAUGAUAUAUCAGAUGCUGAAUGGAGGAUAAAAGAUAUUUGUACUGGGGCUGCUCUGGCAGUGGUUCAGUCUCUAGCACGAUUCAUGGCAGCUUACUUUGCUAACGAACCACUUUAUGUGCUUCCUCCACACUGUGUUGAUAUUUUAUCUCCACUUCAUAUCAAGCAAGACAGGCUUCUUCGUGUUGUUCCACUGGAGCACUCCAUAGUCACUGAUGCAGUUAGGGACCUUGGCCUCUCUUGUGUCUGGACAGUUGAAUAUGCUCUUGACUUGUUGCUUGUUGGUGGCCUAAUUCCGGAAUCUGUGUGGUUAGCACAUAAACUGGGCGACUGGAAAAUGGCUGUUUCAAUUGGAGUGGCUUAUGAUCUUUAUUGUCAAAGUAACAAUGGCAUCCCAACAAGCCCAGAGAAAGCAGAACUAUAUUUGCCAUUGUGUUUAACUCCAACUCAAAUAUUUCAAGAGAAACUGCAGUCUUUUUUGGGACAGGCAGUCAACUUUGAAGCAUCAAAUGACCAAGAUCCCAAAUACAAACAGCUUACAGAUCCUAUUGAAGAAGAAGAUGCAAGUGUACUUUUUAAUUCAGUAGAAGAAAUACUGAAAGCCGCAGUUAUGGCAGAAGCAGACAUUCUUUCAGAGACAUUUCAACUUUUGGUGGAUUUUGCUAAGGAUCUUAGCAGAAAGUUGCAAGGUUUGGUGCCUGAGAGCUUAUAUCUUCCCGCACCACCCUUAUAUUGUCCUCAACCAACAUUCCUAAGUGAAGAGGAAUGCACUGAUUUGCCAUUGAGAAUGGAGAGAAGUUGUCGGCAAAAGAUAUCUGGAGUUGUUCAACGGAUUCUUGUACUCUUCCAGGCUGCUCAUUGUUCCUUCCCUUCUGCUCAGUGGUAUAUUACCCAGCUAAAACACACACGGAAAAUAAUGCAAAAGAUCCAUAAGAAGGGUGGUCUUCCUUCAUUGAAUGCUCUUCCAGAAAAUUUGCUUAAUUACUGCAAAUACCGCACAGUGUUCUUAAGGCCUACAUCUUCUGGAGAUCAUAAACUUGAUGAGGUUUCAUGUAAAACUAUAGGUUGCUUUAGAGAAUUGUGUGCACUGUCUUGGAUGCUUCAUGUUCGUGAAAAAUUAUCUGCCAGUUGUAGACGGUACCAAACUGCAAGGGAGAAUUUGGAAAAUCAGAACGAAUGCAUGAGAACUGAAUCUGAUAGCUGUGUAAUAGAAUACUCUCUAAGUGCAUUGGAAUGGGCUUGUCGGAUGCUCCCUUUUGCUCGCUUCAUGAAUAUUGAGGAACUUAUCCAGGAUAUCAUUCUGAGCCUUACUGGAGAAUUGCCACCAAUUAAAAAGGUGGCAGAAAUUUUGGUAAAAGCAUUUCCUAAUCCUGAAGAUGUCAGAGUCCCACUAAGAGAUAAAUAUAAUGCUUUGCACCAGCGACUUAGACACUGCAAAGUGAAAGGCCCAAAUAGUGAAGAGAUUAUGUCUGUUGUUAUACAGGCUGCUCACAAAGUGAAUGUGACAGCAUUGAAACGUGUGAUGAGAAACAUAGGGGCCCCUCAGAGGAAUAUCUGGGAACCCCUAGAAGUGGAAACACAAGAUCCUGGAGUUUGCUGCUAUGACCGAUUUUCUUUGGGAACUAGUCUAAGCAGAAGCACAGUUUCAGAUUUGGGAAAUCCUCCGUCUUAUAGUGAUGCUGAAACAGCAGAUUCGUUCUCUGAAUCUUUGUGGAGUGAAGAAAUACGAAAAUAUAUUCCCGUUCAGGUGGAAGAAGGAUGCAAACAUUUAAGAGAAUUGACUGGAUGUGAUAAAUAUACUGAAAAAAUAGAAGACUUUACUGGGAAAGGAAGAAGUACAAAAAAGCAAAAUAAUAAAGAUUGCUCUAAACAGCAAGUUUUGCCACUUGUCGGUGAAUGGGAAUUUGAACGUGAUGAUGAUGAAUAUGUUAAGUUUUUAGAGCUCUUUAUAACUUACAUACUUGAAAGAGAUCUCAUCAGUCAUAGAGAUUCUUCAAUUCCUUUUCUGGUGAGCUUUUCAGCACUCCUUAGAGAACAGGAACUCAGUUCUCUUCUUUUUGAUGUUCAUACAACACUGAAACGUCGUCAGAUCGCAACGAAAGGCCAAAAUAUAUUUAGAGCUGGUUCUUGCUACGCUCUUGUUUUUGAUCCCAGUCAUUCUCAACCAGAGUCUUUAUCUGAGGAAAAGACGAAAGAUUCUAAAAAACGAACUCUUCCUGUCCCCAUUCAAAAACCAAUUGAGUUUUAUGACCAUAAAUAUGUGAUGAAACUCGCCAAAAGAAGAGGAUUAUUUGGUCUACGUCAGCAGUCCAUUCAUAGUCCACAUGAUUCCAGUAAAAAGAUACUGCUUACACCAUUACUAUCACAGCAUUCAUCUGAAGAAACCUCUUUUCCUAAAACAUCUGCAGUUCAUAAGUUUAUCUACAAACCAAUUAGGAUGAAUGAUGUUGUGCAGAGAGAGGAGCCAACUCCAGAGAUGAAGUUUAAAUUUAAUCAUGUUGCUCACUUGCUUGAGUGGAUGAUUAGAUGGUCUGAUAGGCGACUACUUUAUGAUCCCAUGGCGGCAGAGCCAUUUCAGGAAUGCCAACCAAAGAUGCAUGUAAAAAUAUCUGCAUCUGCUGUACUUGCAUCAAUGUGGCUUUUAGAAGAAUAUUACAGCAGCAAAUCAGAAGACCAAAGUAUACAUAUUUGGAAGCCACAUCUACAGUCUGCGAAUACCCAUUCUUCAGCAAUCAGAUCAUCAAAACUAGAGAAAGAAAACAGUGUGGAUACAGGCUACUCCCCAUCAGUUGAGACUCCAGUUGUUAUCCAAGAUGGCCAUGCCUAUGGUGAACCUUGUGAAAGCACUCCAAGAAAUGUACCCGCAGCACAUUUUGAGGAAGAAAACAAUUUCAAAGAUCAUUCUGAAACACAUGAUACAGAAAUAGAAGGAAAAUAUGUUGAUGCACAUUUGAUAGAAAGAGUGGGUGGUGCAGUGGACCUGACAUCUGAAAAUGAAGAACAUUGUGAAGAUCCAGUGCCACUUUCAGUGAGUUCUUCCAUUUCUAUCAGUGUGAAAUCAAUACAGCAACACAAAGAGUAUGUCCCUAUAGCUGAUGUUGAAUAUACACAAGACAAAUCAUUGAUGGAAGCACUGGAGGGAAAAGUUAUGAAGAAUGGUGUUACAUGCGAGACAAUUCCCAGUGAUGUCGCUCGUUCACUUCGUCCUGAAAUGAAGGCAAAAACUGCUAGUACAGAGACCACUCUUUCUGAUGACGAGCCUUCCUUUACUGCUGUAUCAAGUAUUCUUUCAAAUGAACCUGUUGGCCAAGAGAAAAAAGAAGCUGCUCCUGCAAGAGAAUCAACAGUACAGCCGCUGAGCACUUCAGAGGCUGUCCGGCAAAUGCUCCAAGAUGAAAUGUUUAAACUGGUUCAGUUGCAACAAAUCAAUUUUAUGAGCCUCAUGCAAGUAGUGGGGUCAUCCUUCGCCAGCUUGCCAAAUCUAUCACAGCAGAUGCAUCAGACACAGCCUUUUCAGCUGGGAAGAAACCAGGCUUUGAAUGCUGGAGAGACUGAUAUAGAAAGUUCUGUCCAUAAACACCCAGCAGAUGGAUUUCCAAAAACAGAAAUGCCAACUCAAGAAAACAGUCGGAAUGUUAAUGUAGAAAACACAGGUCUUCAGGGGCAAACUGAUUUAUCUAAUCAAAACCGUAAUGGAACUAUUCUAAGUUCUCUACACAUCAGUGAUUCUUCACACUUACCGGAGAGUCAGUCCAGUGGGAGAAGGCUAAUCCCGCCAUUUCAGAGCUGGCUUCCUCAGAUUCCAGCUCAACCCUUACCUCUUCUUUCUGUUUCACUAAGUACUGAGAAGAAGCCUCAGCUUAUCCCAAUGGCAAAACCUAUAAAUAGUACAGAUGGGUUUCCUUUGCUUAAACUUAAACCAAACUAUGAAUUUCAGCCAUUCAACUCUUGCUCAAUAAAACCUCCUGAAGUAUUCAUUGGCCCAUGGCUACAACAAAGCCAACUCAGGGAUCCACCACCUCAUUUUGUGAAAAAUCCUCAGGAGUUACUGGCACAGGAACACAAGAAUGGCUUAACAGCACACCUAAACUUAAACAAUUAUGAUCUGGAAGGUAUAAGGCAAGCACAGGAACAGAAGAAGAAUUGGGGAGAACCAAUGAGUAAAGACACUUCUAGACACAGUCAUUGGGAUCAAGAUGAAAGAAAGGAAAAUACAUCACAUUCACAGUACUUCCAUGUACGACUAAAAGCAGAGAAACCAAUGGCUGACAAUGAAAUUCCCUUUCAUACCAUUUAUGAAAAUUCUGCGCAAAUUCCCUUGCUAUAUCUGAAGUCCUGCACACAAUCUAAUUAUCCUAAAACUUCAAUACCUGUUAAAAUUACAGAAAAGGACAUAGAUUCCAGAGAUCCUGUUUGGCAGACAGGAUUACCAUUGCUUCAUGCUAAUUUUCCUCCACUCCUGAAGUAUCCAACACCGAAACUCAUCCCCCUUCAAAAUCUCGUUGCAUUUGAGCAAAGUCACCAAGAUGACCCUAUCUUUCACAUUAAGGGUAAAGACCAUCCUGAAAAGAUUCAGUUACUGAAGGCUGACAUUCCAGCAAAUAAAGCAAGACAAGAGAAGAAGAGUAAAAAAAGGCAGAAGAGGCUUGUGAAGAAACAGAUCAAGGAGAAAGAAGAAAGGGAGAAAAAAUCUGUAACCUUUCAACAAGAUGAUUCUACUGGUUUAGCUGAUACUACAGAGCAAACAAAGGAUAAACGAGCAGAAUUCAGCUAUGAUCUCGGGGAUGGAGACAUUUUAUUAAACCCAAAGAUGGCUAUUUCUUCAGCAGGACUGCAUUACAUGGCUUCUGUAGGAAAAAAGGCCACAGAUCUUCAAGAGAAUAGUACAAAUACAGAUACUGUUCUUAAAUCACAUCAAAAUACACAAACUGAUUUGAAAGAAAUAAUUGAUGAAUCUGGUAAAAAUCAACCAAUCACCUUUGCUUCUGUUUCUACAUCUGUAACAGGUCUACAACCAUGUGAAGAAAAGCCAAUUAUUUCGGAAGAAGUUGGUUUUGAACCUAGAAAGGAUCAGGUUCCUUCAUCUGCAAAAGAUAUAUUACCUUCUUUGCCACCAGAUCUAUACUUAAAUCUCACAUUUCCUACUGAAGCAACAGAGCAGCCUUUACCAUUCUCAUCCAAUAUUACAUCUGAUUUGGCUGGACGGAAGUAUAUCAAUGUGAUUGAUAUAGAAGAUGGUGAUCUUAUGAAAGAUUUGCCAGAUAUAUCUGAGUCUACUCCAAAACCCAUUGCCAGUCAAGCUGUGAAAGCUGAAUUCCCAACUUUUGCUAAACUACACCACAUGGCAGCAUCUGUCACUAAUAUAAUUCCACCUAAAGAAUUUGAAAAAGAAGGAGAUACUCUUCACACUGAAUCAAUGCAAGUACCAGAGACUAAAGAGAGAGAAGUGACUAAUGAUCCUCUAACCACGAACCUUCUGCAUGAGAAUUUCAGUGCUACUUCCUCCAGAAGAUUGUCACCCAGAAAAAUUAGUAGAGAACACAUUUCUGCCAAACUCCAGAAUAUGGAUAGACAGCUAGAGUCUUUACAGAAUGUGGCUGAAAGAAUGGAGAAAGAAUUUAGAAACACUAAACUGGCAGUGGAAGCAGUUGAAGGUUUGGUGGCUGAUCCAAGAAAUAAUAGCAUUUCAUUUUUUGCACCAGAUGUAAAGGUUACGAAAGAUGAGUACUAUUCAACCCGUGUGAUUAUAGAAGAUUUAGAGGAAGAAGAAGAAGAAGAAGGCUUAGAAACCAAAUCUUCUCAAAAUAGUUACCUUUCUUUAGAAACACCCUCUGUUUCUCCUUCAGUGUCAACUGCUAAUCUUCUCAGGGUCAAAAAGUCAUCUUCUGGUACCAAACCUACCGAUAUUAAUUUUUCUCCCGAAGGGCUGGAUGAAAGUAUUUCAGAAGAUCACCUGCAGAUCACUGGUUUGAGUGGUAUUUCUGACAUCAUUACUGAUCUUAUAGUGGAAGAGGGCAUUUCUGCUUCAGAACUCGGUCUCACAGAAACACAGGCCCAGAAAAUUUCCAGAUUCUCAAGUGCAAUGAGUAAGCAGUCCAGUAAAAUAGAAAAGGAAAAAAAAGAGUUACAAGCCUGGAUGAAAAAAAAGCGAAAGGCAAGACUAGAUGAAUAUCUACAAACACUCACUGAACAAAGGGCAAAAGAACAUAGUCCUUUUCCUUUAGGAAAACAACUGUCACCCAGAUUUUCAUCACGAGACAUCAAGUUACAUCAAAAAAAGAAAGAUAAAAGAGAUAAAGCCUUGUUUUCUGAGCAUCAUAAUCUUAGAGUUUCUGAAGCCCUCUCCCUGAUGGAUGAGUUGUUGACAGACACAAUGCAACUUCCUUCACAUGGCUAUAAACAAGGAUCAGCUUCUGAUUUCAAGAGGCCAUGGACAGCUUCUUCAAGAAGUAGUUUCCGUGGAUCUCGCCAAGCUGCAAGAAACAAGGCUGCUGCCAAAGCUGAUUUCCAAAAGACAAGAUCUUUUGGUGUAUCAUCUGAUGUAAUUCAGAGAAGAGGUCAAAUACGUCAAGCUCCUUACAGAAAAAUCCCAUCGGAAGACUAUCAAGGGCAGAUGCGGUGGAGAAGCAGUAGAAGCCAGAGGAAGUGGUCAAAUAGCAGCUUUGACUUAAGAAGUGAAGCUUCUGAUCGGAUAAGCCGAUUAGUGAAUCAGAGAAGGUUCCCAAACAAUGACCCAGAACUUCAGGCCAAUGAUGAGAGUGAAGACGAUGCCCUGAGUGUGUGGAGUGUCCCUGGGGACAUCCAGCAGAUACUGUAUGGCAAUUCUAAGGCCAAUAAGGAAUCUUUUCUUCAAGAAGAUGCUUCCUCCAUAACAAGCUUUAAUAACUUUGACAGUGUGUCAGAGAGCACCAGCAGCAUUCUUAGCAAACUUGACUGGAAAGCGGUGGAGGCCUUGGUGGCAAAUGUCGAAGAAAAAUAAAGCCACGGGUUUUGGGUUGCUCUGUGAAAUGUCAUUUGGCUGGAUAUAGUUUGGAGAUGCAACAGGUGAUGGGAAUUACAAUGGCCACAACAAAGUUGCUGUUAUGGAGGGGUCUUCAUUACUAAGAUUUCUACAUAUUAUUGCAGAAAAGUUCCAAAGAUUUUUUAAAAAAAGUUCUUUGUGUGAGUACUUUUGAGACCAAAAUUGAAAAGCCAGAUUAUGGAAUUAUGCAAAGUGAUACAGAUGCCAAAUAUACAUAGGCCUCUUGGAACAUACAACCAUUAAGGAUGGUAAACAAGACUGCUGGAGCUCUGGAUUUUUAAAAAGAAGAUAUUUCUAUGAACGUUAAUAUAAAGAAGGCAUUAUUUAAAACAAAUAAGUAAAUCCAGAUGUUGAAGAUGAAUGUUGGAUAGCAAUGCCCAGAAUACUUAAUUGUUAUCUAAGCCAGUUAGAUUUAAUGGAAAGUUGCAGUCCAGCAUCAGGAAGGGCUUCAUAAUUUGACAGAUUUGCACAUUGGCUUGAUGCUACAGCACAAGAUUCUGAAUUAUGUUUUAAAUAGUAGUAUGAAUGUAAUUACUUUUACUGUUUGAUGUUUUGUGAGCUCAUUUUUGGGAGUAAACCUUGUUUAUUGUUGAGA